Arxiozyma heterogenica is the source of this 1485-nucleotide messenger RNA. It is a transcript of the gene MDJ1, whose product is annotated as Mdj1p. Gene Ontology annotation, biological process: protein refolding; response to heat. The transcript has a single exon. Gene Ontology annotation, molecular function: ATP binding; heat shock protein binding. The record is from RefSeq and is a predicted model, not a curated record. Gene Ontology annotation, cellular component: cytoplasm. Lineage: Eukaryota; Fungi; Ascomycota; Saccharomycetes; Saccharomycetales; Saccharomycetaceae. The coding region runs from base 1 to 1485 and encodes 494 amino acids.
AUGACGUUUCUAGUAAAGUCAAGAAUCAUUUUCACUAAAAUACCCACUUCUUCUCGUCUCUCAUAUUCAAUUGGAUUAAAUAUUCGUCGUAAUUUCCAUAUAAAUAAUAAUAAAUUAAACCAAGCUAUUAAAAAUCCAUACGAAACACUAGGUGUGUCUUCAAAUGCAACACAAUCAGAGAUUAAAAAGGCAUAUUACAAACUAGCUAAAAAAUACCAUCCUGAUAUAAAUAAAGAACCAACAGCAGAGAAAAAAUUCCAUGAUUUACAAAAUGCAUAUGAGAUACUAUCCGAUGAAGAUAAAAGAAGACAGUACGAUCAAUUCGGUUCUGCCGCAUUCGAUGGUGGUUUUCCUUCUUCAGGCUCCCCAAACGCUGGGUUCACCAACAAUUUUGGUGGUGGCAGUCCAUUCGGUAAUUUUGGUGGAAUCAAUUUUGAAGAUCUCUUCGGUGCUGCAUUCAAUUCUGCACGUGGCAAUCCAUUCCAGCAUCAACAGCAACAGUACCAACAGAGCCAAAGUCAGAUGUAUAGACAGUAUAAGGGAGAUACAAUUCAGAUUGUACACAGGUUGAAUUUCAAAGAUGCCGUCUUUGGUGUAGCUAACGUUAAUGUCAAAUUUAAUGCCAUCGACCCAUGCAGUUCAUGUAACGGGUCCGGUUUGAAACCAAACACUCAAAGACAUAAAUGCCAUUCCUGUAACGGUACUGGGACACAGAUCCAUUCAAGGGCUGGGUUCCAAAUGAUGUCUACUUGCACAGACUGUCAUGGUGAAGGUACUAAAGUAGAUCCAAAGGAUUACUGCUCGCACUGCCAUGGAGAUGGUGUCACAUACAAUAGAAAUAAAACAAUCAAAGUGGAUUUCCCAUCUGGUUUGCAGGAUGGUGACGUCAUUAGAAUCCCUGGGAAGGGGUCCUAUCCAGAGAUUGCUUUAGACAAAGCAUUGAAUCCAAAUGUAGAUAUGUUAAGAGGUGAUAUCUUGAUCAAUAUCAAAGUGAAUCGUGAUCCAAAGUUCACUGUCAAAAAUAAAUACGAUAUCUGGUAUCAAAUGGAUAUUCCAAUCACUACUGCUGCAUUAGGUGGCACUAUCACCGUUCCUACUGUAGAUGGCAGCAAUAUUAGAUUGAAAGUAGCUCCAGGGACACAAGAUGGUGAUGUUAUAACAAUACCUAAUAUGGGUGUCCCACGUAAUAAUAAUAAAUCAAUCCGUGGUAAUAUGAAGAUUCAGUAUAAGAUCCACAUUAAAAAGCCAACCUCACAAGUGGAAAAAUGUCUUUGGGAAGCCUUAGCUGAUGCAACCAAUGAUAUUACAGCUAAAAGAACAAUGAAGGACACUACUAAGCAAAAUACUGAUACUACUAAUAGUAAUAAUAAUAGUAAUACAACUAAUUUCAACUCUUCGUCGCCAGAUGAUACAAAUACUUUACGCAAAUUAGAAAAUUUUAUCACUACUGCUUUUAAAAAGAUUAAAGGUGAUGACAAUAAAUAA